AUCUCAAUGGAAUUCGAUUCAAACUUUGAAUUCAGUAUUACCGCCAAUUGAGGAUGUAAACAUGGCGGUUAUCAAUAAUCAGGUGAUUUUGGAUGACGAUUAUGAUGAAAACUACGAGCCGACCGAGCAAGAAAUUUAUGAAUAUGCAACUGUAAUUGGAAUAGACCCAGACAGGGAACCUGAUUUGUUAUGGAUUGCAAGGCAAGGAAUUGUUGCUCCAUUACCUCCUGAUUGGAAACCUUGUCAAGAUGAAAAUGGGCAGAUAUAUUACUUCAAUUUUUCCACUGGUGAGAGUGAAUGGGACCAUCCCUGUGAUGAGUUUUUCAGAUCAAUGGUCGAGGAAGAAAGAGCAAAGCCAAGAUCUACAAAGAGUGCAAAAACAAAGAAAGGAAAGGAUAAGAAAAAAGAGAAAAAAGACAAGAAAGAGAAAAUAUCACAGGAUAAAUUAAAAGCUCCAAAUGAUCUCCCAACCCUAAAGAGCGAUUUUCAGAAUACAGCUGGACUUUCAAGUUUAUCAAGUGCUACAGGCCUUGGAAAGACAUUAGGCUCACUGAACAACACCCUUGGUUCAACAAGGGACUUAGGAUUUAAAGGCCAACUUGGUGACAUUGGCACAUCGAGCAAACUACAAGGUCUGAAUGCUGGAAAGUUUGAUCAAAAGUCAGAUUCUGGCGUGAAAAAGACUGGGAAAGAUUCAAUAAAUGCCAUUGACAGUCUUGCGCUAGGAAGCAGGCUUGGGGAAAAAGUUCAUUUCCUCGAUGACAUUUCUGACAUGAGUGAGUACUCGAAUGGCAAACCAAGAUUUACCCUAGACUUGGAUUCACAUGAUAUUGCCAACAUUGGAUAUGAGGAAUCUGAGUUGUCUGAAAGCGCUGGGCGUCCUCCAUCACCCGGGAUAAAAGAUGAUCAUUUUUAUGAAGAUGACGACGACGAUGACCUGGAUUUUGGGAUCAGUUCGGGACUUGUUGCUCGCCUCGAAGGAAUGGAAAUUGAGAACCUUAAGCCUGUCGCCGCAACCAACGAUAGUUUAAAGAGUGAUCCAGUCAAAAAACCUUCGACACUUAUAUCAGAAAAUGAUAGUAACAAAAAAUUGUUUGACACAAAGAAGGACACUUCUGCACUUGCUGCAAUUAAUUCACGCAGUUUUGAAGUCGAAUCUAAAAGGCUGGAGCAAGAAAACGAAAAAAAGCUAGAAAUUCUAAAAAGAGGUUUAGAGGAAGAAGUAGAGAAUCUAAAGAAAAAGUUGAUCACAGAAAAGGAGACUAGGGUGAAAGAACUGGAGGAAAAGUUUAAAAAGGACGAGGAAUUUGAGAGGUCUAAACUAAAAAAACAAAAUGAAGUUGUAUUAAAGACGUUGAGGGCCCAAGCAAGCGAAGAAAACCUCGAUGCAGAGGCAAAAAUACAAGAGGAAAAGCAAGAUUUUAUCAGAAAAAUUAAAAGUGAGGUACAAAGAGAAAAAGAUAGAGAAGAGAAGAGAUUAAAAGAAGAGAACGAUGCAGAAUUAAAAAAACUGCGUGAUGAAAUGGAGUCAAAGUUUGAGAGUGAAAAUGAAAAACUAGAAGCAGAAAAUGACGAGAAGGUUCAUGCCCUGAAAAACAGAUUUAAAGCAGAGUUUGAUAGUUUAGAAGAAGAUUUAAAGGAAAAGCAUGAAGAUGAAUUGGAAGAGUUCAAGCAGAAACUGGAAAAAGAAAGAGAAUUGGCAAUUGAAGAGCUACAACAAGAGCACGAGUACACUUUGCAGCAGCUUCGAUCUGAGCUUGCGGAGGAGCGGGAAGAGCUGGAAUUUCAGAAGAAAAGCGAAAGUCGGCUAGAGUCCUUACACAAAGAUGUUGAAGAUAAGGAAAUUCUUUUGGAGCAAAGGAGGAAGGAAUAUCAAGAAGCCAUAGACGAAUUGACGAAAGAGAAACAAGACGAGGUAGCUUCCAAGAAAACUAAACUGGAGGAAGAAUACCAAAAAGAACUGGAAGAUCUAACUAAAGCGUGGGAAGAAAGGAUAAGAAAAGCGAAAGAAGACUUUGAGAAUGAGGAACAAGAGCUGAGAGAACAAGAAUCAAGUGUAUCCGAGAACAUUGCAGAACUGCAGCGUGAGAGAGAGCUGAUCCAGCUUGAAAUUCAAAGGGCAAAAGAAGAGCUUGAAAAGAUUUCUGCUGAGCGUACCGCAAAGUUGUCAGCCAGUGAGCAAGAAUUCCAUGACAAAUUAUCGACCGAGGUUUUAGAACUUAAGAAGGACAUACAAUCAGAAAAUGAAAACCUGGAGCAACUGAGAUCUGAGAUUGCCCUUGCGGAGAAAAAGAAGCUAGCCGAAAAGGGGACCCUAGAUGGACUGGAAAAAGAAAUUAUGGAGCGGAAAGAUGUUUUGGAUAAGUUAGAAAGUGAUAAAUUGAGUGCAGAAAAAGAACUGAAGAUCGUUUUAGAGAAGAAGAAGCAGCUUGACUCAGAAAUCGGCGAAAUGCAAGGAACACUGAGCGAAGAUAAAGCUCAGUCGUAUGAGGAGAAACAACAGUUGAAGUGUGAGCUUCAGGAACUGAAAGAUCUUAUUAGAGUGCAUAAGGAGGAGCUUGAAGAAAUUAUGAAAAAGAAAGAAGCUGUUACAAGGCCUGUUCUUGGAAUCGAGGGAAAUGCAAAAUCGGAUUUGGACAACAAGGAAACAGACAAAGACACAACGAAAGUCGACAAUCACGAGGAUGCUGGAGUUAAGAAAUCACAGUCUAGGGAUAUGAAGUUUGAGGAUCUGGAAAUCACAAAAAAUUCUGGUCAAGUAAUGAACCGUGCAAACUUGUUUCCGAAAGUUCAUCCAAGACAAAACGAAAUUGUGGAAGAUUCUGCCUUCUCCAGUGACGAAAAAAAUGAUUACGAUGACAUAAGAAUUUCACAAUCGCCAAGAAUGACAAAAAUUGAUUUUAGGAACCAUCUUGCCACUGAAAAUGAAGCCAUCAAGCGAGCAAAAGACUUUCUUAAAAAGCAAAGACGGACUGUUCGCAAGAAACAGAUAGACCUCUUAGCUGCACACGAUGAAUGGACAAAAGAUGUAUCGCAAGAGGAUUUAAGUGAAAGAGAUGCUGUACUUCUAGAACAGGUUAAAUCAAAGUUAGUCGAGGAUGAAUUACAAAUAUCUUCUGCCAUGGACAAAAUUCGAGAGGGACAGGAGAUGGUGCAACGUCAAGAGAAGAGUGUUCAGUUUCUGAAACGGUCCCUUCUUGGUGACGCAUCUUCUGACUCAGUUGAAAGUGAUGACCUAUUAGAAAAUGGGAAUGAACCAUUUGAUCUCGACGAACAGGCUGAACAAGAAAGCAGUACACAGCAGCUGGUAGGAUUAUCACGGAAUCGAGAGGAGGAGCUGCAAAGGCUUUUGCAUAGUACCCCUAUAGAUAGAAGGAAGAGAAGGCACAUGCCUGUCAUUGUUGACCAGUAUUCACGUGAUAUUCAGAGACCUUUGCAUGAGCAAUAUGGACUAUCACGUGACUCUUAUAGAACUUCACGUGGGCAUAAUGACCCUUCACGUGACUAUUAUGGACCUCCGAGUGAUGUUGUUUCGGGCGUUGACCCCCUGAAUGGAGGCUCCAGUUACAACCGGCCUAAACAUUGGGAUGACAGUCCUGUGAGAAAUGAUCAAAAAUAUACCCAAAAUAGUUGGGAGCCACAGAGGAAUGAAGCUGACACCAAGGCAGACUUUUACAACCCGAAUACGCAAAAUGAACAGCAAAGCGAAAUGCUUCCAGUUUUAGCACGUAUCAAUGGUGAGAUAUCAGUUUUGAUGUCACGAAUGCAGAAAAACGCCCAGGGGACGGGUAUUUCGGUCGGAACUCGCGGGCAGACAUCAUACACUCGGCAAGUCAAUGGACCACCACCGAGAAGGGAGGCUUCAUAUAGGGGGGACGUACCCUAUUUUCGGCGAGAUGCACCUUGUGAUCAGCGGCCAUCGCACGAUGCUAUUGCUCUAAGUAGCGCAAAAUCUCAACCGACCUCAUCACAUUACAAUAGAAACGAAAGAAGCGAGCAGAGAAUUCCUUUAGACAAAGAGCUUCAAAGCAAAUGGGAAUCUUACUUUGGAAAUCGCGACUCGAAGUUACACAAUAACUGGACUGAUCCGAAAUGGGGAUAUCAAUCGGCAAUGGACAGCUUGCGAAGGUCUACUCAAGGCUAUGGCAUGGCAAGAUCGCCCUUUGAUACAUCACAGCGACUACAGAGCCACCAGGAAUGGCUGAAGCUUGUUCGAAGAGACCGGAGAGAUUUCAAAUGAUGAUUUUUCAAAGAUUGCAAAAGGCAAAGAGGACCCCCAUCCACAGAGAACAUUUUUAGAAGUCGAGUCGUCACCUAAACCCAUUCGAUACAAUAAAGAUUAGUUAAUAACAUUUUCUAUCAAUUCCAGAAAUACUGCGAUUUAUUAUUGCUUGGUUGUAAUAUAGAGAGAUGCAUUUGUAAUUAGUUUCAAGAAUAUUUCUUAAUGAAAAUAUAAAGGUAUUGACAUCUUAAUAGCGAAGUUUUGAAACCAGAGAGUU
This is a messenger RNA of Rhopilema esculentum, 4499 nucleotides long. RefSeq lists its product as uncharacterized. The record is from RefSeq and is a predicted model, not a curated record. Gene Ontology annotation, molecular function: protein binding. Lineage: Eukaryota; Metazoa; Cnidaria; Scyphozoa; Rhizostomeae; Rhizostomatidae.